UCACUUCACCUUAUCCCACCGGCCCGCCCGCCGGCCCGCAGUCCUGCCGCUUGUUACCCGUCACCGACCGCCAUGUUGCGGCCGCCGCUCCGUCCCCUCGGCAACUGCUUCAGGCUGUGGCCCAGCGCCGUGACAACGUGCGGGGAGGCGCUGUGCCGGCGGCGACAACACUCCUUGCACCCGGAGUGGGCCGCUCUGGCCGAGAAACAGCUGAAGGGGAAGAAAGCCGAGGAUCUAAUAUGGAGAACGCCCGAAGGCAUCGCCAUAAAACCGGUAUAUACCAAGCGGGACACGGAGGAUCUUCCCGAAGAACUGCCGGGCGUGUGGCCCUACACCCGGGGCCCCUACCCCACCAUGUACACCUACAGGCCCUGGACCAUCCGGCAGUACGCGGGCUUCAGCACGGUGGAGGAGAGCAACAGGUUUUACCGGAAUAACAUCAAAGCUGGUCAACAAGGACUUUCUGUGGCUUUUGACCUUCCUACUCACAGAGGUUAUGACUCGGACAACCCCCGUGUUAGUGGAGAUGUUGGAAUGGCAGGGGUUGCAAUAGACAGUGUGGAAGAUAUGAAGUUGCUGUUUGAUGGAAUUCCCUUGGAAAAGAUGUCUGUUUCCAUGACAAUGAAUGGUGCAGUGCUGCCAGUCUUGGCUAUGUUCAUUGUGACAGGACAAGAGCAAGGUGUACCUGAAGAAAAGUUAACUGGCACCAUUCAGAAUGAUAUACUGAAAGAAUUCAUGGUCAGGAACACUUUCAUUUUUCCACCUGAACCUUCCAUGAAGAUUAUAGCUGAUAUAUUCCAGUAUACUGCAAAACAUAUGCCCCGAUUUAACUCCAUUUCGAUCAGUGGAUAUCACAUUCAAGAAGCUGGUGCUGGUGCUGUUUUGGAAUUGGCUUACACAAUAGCCAAUGGUUUGGAGUAUUGCAGGACUGGCAUCCAAGUUGGACUUAACAUUGAUGAAUUUGCACCACGGCUUUCUUUUUUCUGGGGAAUUGGAAUGAAUUUUUACAUGGAAAUAGCAAAGCUGAGAGCAGCUAGAAGGCUUUGGGCAAAUUUAAUAAAAGAAAAAUUUAAUUCUCAGAAUCCAAAGUCUCUACUGCUGAGAGCGCAUUGUCAGACCUCUGGUUGGUCCCUUACUGAGCAGGAUCCACACAACAACAUUAUUCGCACGGUUAUUGAGGGAAUGGCAGCCGUGUUUGGAGGAACUCAGUCACUGCAUACUAAUUCUUUUGAUGAGGCAUUAGGUUUACCAACAGUACAAAGCUCUCGGAUUGCCAGGAAUACUCAGAUCAUCAUCCAGGAAGAAUCUGGUAUCCCAAAAGUUGCAGAUCCUUGGGCAGGUUCAUUUAUGAUGGAGUCGCUAACUAAUGAUGUGCAUGAUGCUGCUCUAGAGCUUAUAAAUGAUAUUGAAGAUAUGGGUGGAAUGGCUAAAGCAGUAGCUGAUGGCCUACCCAAACUUCGUAUUGAAGAGUGUGCAGCGAGAAACCAAGCAAGGAUUGACUCGGGUGCUAAUGUAAUUGUUGGAGUAAACAAAUACCGCCUGGCAAAAGAAGAGCCUAUUGAAGUGUUAAUUAUAGAUAACAGUGCAGUACGCGAACAACAGAUUGCAAAACUAAAAAAGUUAAGAGCAACCAGACGUCAAGCAGCAGUUGAGCAGUGCCUGACCGCCCUCACAGAAUGUGCGCAGUCUGGUGAGGGAAAUCUGCUGGAGCUUGCAGUGAAAGCUGUUCGCGAAAGAUGUACAGUUGGAGAAAUUAUAGACUCAUUGAAAGUAGAAUUUGGCGAACAUCAACCUAGCACCCGCAUGGUGAGCGGUGCAUACAAACAUGAGUUUGGCGACAAUGAAGAAAUGUCUGCUGCAAUGGCCAGAAUUGGAAAGUUUGCUGAAAAUGAAGGUCGCCGUCCUCGUCUGCUUGUUGCUAAGAUGGGUCAAGAUGGGCAUGAUCGAGGAGCAAAGGUUAUUGCCACAGGAUUUGCUGAUCUUGGCUUUGAUGUGGAUAUAGGACCAUUAUUUCAGACUCCUCGGGAGGUAGCGCAACAGGCAGUGGAUGCAGAUGUGCACUGUGUUGGUGUCAGCACUUUGGCAGCUGGCCACCGAACUCUUGUGCCUGAGUUGAUAAAAGAGCUUUGUGAUCUUCAACGCCCUGAUAUUUUGGUCAUCUGUGGUGGUGUGAUUCCUCCUCAGGAUUAUGAAGCCUUGUUCAAGGCAGGUGUUUCCAGUAUCUUUGGCCCAGGUACUAGAAUUCCCGUUGCUGCUGUGCAAGUGCUUGGUAACAUUGAGAGAAAUUUAGUCAAGAGACAACAAUCAUUGUGAACAUCACUGGCAUGGAAAGCUGGUUUAUGAUGCGUUAAUCCAUGCCCUUCUAGCAAAGAAAGAUUCAUGUGACCACCUUCCUGAGAGUGCUCCACCAAAUAUGUUGAAAAGACAACUUCUGCACAAGAUGAAAUGAACAAGGAAAUUAUAUAGGCUGUUUCUUUAGAAAACAAAUCUAAUCAUCACUUCCGAAAUUAUAGUACAGGUAGUUCGAAAAUAGCAUUGCUUAUUAUAUAGUCAAUACUUGAUGCAUAAUUUGUGACUUGGCUUUUGUAAAAUCGUAUUUUAAUAUUUCUUUCAUAUUUUCACACAUAGUUUUGGUCAUAGACGGCAAUGUGAAAUGGUGGAAUUGUUAGCAAGGAUGUAUGAUUAAUAUUCAAAAGAAAAUUAAAAAAAACAUGCUAUUCAGAGUUUAUUACAAUUUUACUCAAUUCUCCAUUCUGCUUAUGUCUGUGCUAUCCGAUUUGAUUAAAAAUGAAUAAUACAAGUAAUUUUUACCUGACAAUCUCAUCGCUUCCAAAACUUCCACACUUGCUGGAUACAACAAGGCAAUAAUUGAUUCUCUUCUGGAUUCAAAAGCAGCCCUGAAGAGUACUGUGAAUUGGUAUGUACAGAUAUAAAAGAAAGGGCAAUGACCAGAUUGCAGAAGGUCAAAGAGUGAGCUAAAGGUUGACAACCUAAAAGAUAAUUAAUUGCCGGUUUCAGUGUAUGAAAAUUAUUUGCAUUCCUUUAACCACAAAGAAUGAUACCAUAAACAGGUUUAAAUGAAAUGUAUAUUUUAAAACAUUAAAAUUUCUCAUUCAGACCAAA
Messenger RNA from Leucoraja erinaceus (little skate), 3123 nucleotides. It is a transcript of the gene mmut, whose product is annotated as methylmalonyl CoA mutase. The record is from RefSeq and is a predicted model, not a curated record. Gene Ontology annotation, cellular component: mitochondrion. Gene Ontology annotation, molecular function: cobalamin binding; metal ion binding; methylmalonyl-CoA mutase activity. The coding region runs from base 73 to 2313 and encodes 746 amino acids. The transcript has 13 exons. NCBI's taxonomy places the organism in Eukaryota, Metazoa, Chordata, Chondrichthyes, Rajiformes, Rajidae.